CGGUGCUGGCGGCGGCCGGCCGGGGCUGACCAGUUAUCUUCUCCGCAGGGCCGCGGCGAGAGGACCGGAGUCCAGCUUCGCCAGGAGCCGUGCCCGCCGCGCCCGAGGGGAUGGAGGGCUGCCCCAGAAGCCCCAGCGCGCCUCGCGACCCCGCGCUGGCUGGCCGCCUCUAGCUGCUUGAGCAGUGCGUUUUAUCCACCACCUCCUAGGCCUUGUUCCUUGAUCUGGUGGCGUCGUGAUUGGAAAGAAAUGGAAGAAAAGGAGCGAUGUGACCUAUUCCGAUCGGUCCUCCUGCAGUGAGGCCUGGUUGGCAUUUGCAGAGAGGAAGACACAGCAAGGAAAUCUUGUCUUUCUGGAGGAGGGUGAGGAAAGAGCAACAAGAUCUUAUAUUUUAUAUGAUUUUUUAAAAACCGUGCACUUUGACGGUGGUGGCGAUAUAAACUAGUCCAAAAAUUAUUUUUCUAUUGAGAAGAGAGAAGAGUUGGAUUUUUUUUUCCCUUUUUGAUUCCAGCCUUUUCUCCCAGUGACAAAGCAUAAGUCAUGGACACCAGAGAAUAAGGUGGACCUCAGGAAUCCUGAAAAGACUGAGAAGCUCCCAUCUUCCUCAGCAGGGAAGAGUGUGGUGUUUUCAGCCCUCUCUGGAACCUAAAACAAAAAACAUGAGUUGCGUGCCAUGGAAAGGAGACAAGGCCAAAUCUGAAUCCUUGGAGCUGCCCCAGGCAGCACCCCCACAAAUCUACCAUGAGAAGCAGCGCCGGGAACUUUGUGCCCUCCAUGCCCUCAAUAACGUCUUCCAGGACAGCAACGCCUUCACACGGGAAACGCUGCAAGAGAUUUUCCAGAGGUUGUCUCCAAAUACCAUGGUGACACCACACAAGAAGAGCAUGCUGGGAAAUGGGAACUACGAUGUGAAUGUCAUUAUGGCAGCACUUCAGACCAAAGGCUACGAAGCUGUUUGGUGGGACAAGCGCAGGGAUGUUGGUGUCAUUGCUCUCACUAAUGUCAUGGGAUUCAUCAUGAAUCUGCCCUCCAGCCUGUGCUGGGGACCACUUAAGCUGCCUCUCAAAAGGCAGCACUGGAUCUGCGUCCGAGAGGUAGGGGGAGCCUACUACAACCUCGACUCCAAACUCAAGAUGCCCGAGUGGAUUGGAGGCGAGAGCGAGCUCAGGAAAUUUCUAAAACAUCAUUUGCGAGGAAAGAACUGUGAACUCCUGCUGGUGGUACCAGAAGAGGUGGAAGCCCAUCAAAGUUGGAGGGCUGAUGUGUAACACAGUUCUGCCCCGCCUACCCCUUGCCCCAACCUCCAGGCCUCUGCCAUGUGCUGUGGCCUCUCCCGUGGGCCUGCCCUGGCCACUUCCCCAAACAUCUCAUCAGGUUUCCCCUUAGGAUCUGCCAGUGCAGUAGGACAGGUGUGUGGACUGUCUCAAGAACCACCCGCUGUCUAUGCCUGGGGAAGGAAGGGAGGGGCCUGAGCCCCGAGGGCCAGCAUCAGGAGCCGUGCUACCAUCAGAGAAGGCAAGGUGGGUCCCAGCUGUUUCCCCCUCUCUCUGAGGACCUGACAGGUUCUGCUGGAGUCCCUGCUGCUACUCCAGGCUCCCCAGAGAUGCUGCCACCACUUUCUCCUGCUGUGGCACCAGUGAGUCUAAAGACAGUACUUGCAAAACCCAGCGACUGCCUCCAAGGACACAGAGCAUAAGUGUCUCUCAGGAAAUCGUCUCCCGGACCCCAGCAGCAGUACCAUGUGCCAGGCCGUCUACAGCCCUUAACGCCACCCCACCCCACUUUUACAGGAGGUUUAUGGCCAGCCUUGAGCUUUAUAAUGAAAAGUCCUCUAAUAUUCCAAGCCAGGUGGCUAAAUCCCACAAUCUUCUAGCAAGACAAGGGCGAGAUACAUAGCUAAGAGGAUGUGGCUUAAGCCAGACUGGGACAGGCAUGGGGUGGCUUUUCUUUACUCUAGUUUUGUCCCUGCCAUUUCACUACAUUGAUUUAGGAGGCUUUGGGGCAAACGUAAAGGAAAGUGGGUAGUUUUCAUACUUUGUCCACUCUGGCAAAAUCAGAAAAAAUUGUGUACCCUUAAUAGCACAUUCUACUAGCUUGGGACAGAAGCAGGUGAGGGAAGAUUAUAAUGUGAAGAUCUGCUUCUCAGAGUUUAAGAGCAGAUAGAAUUGGCAGAAGUCCUGGGCUCCAAGGCUGAGUCACUGUGGUGACAAACAGCAGAGCCCUCAAGUCGGGUGGUUACGUGCACUGUUACAGGACCUGGUUUGUCAUCUCCGUGUAGUCUCCUUUACAAAUCACCAGAUUGCCCACCCCCUACCUCUUGAAAUAGUUGUAGGCCACAUUUCUCCUGUGACUUUGGAAAACGAAAGGAAGUAAGUUAUACCACACGUGUCACCAAAGUGGCUGUGGUUGUCUUGCGACAGGGCGGGCAGAGUGACCCAGCCAGUCCUUCCAGAUCCAUGGUCUCAGCAGGAAUGAGGGCUGCCCCGCUGGCCAGACUCCUCUCCAGCAGCAGAGCCAGCUGGGGCUUGCAUGUCAAUCCUCAGCAAGCUUCACGGGGGAAGCCGAGGUUUGCUCCCCACUGUGACUGGAGUGCAUGUUUACACCAGCACUUUUUCUGCACAUAUAUCUUCACAAGGCCGUUUUCUAUGCCGAGUAACAAGAGGCCCCCAGCGGCAACUGUGUUAUGCCCUCUCAGCAACUGGCCGUGGUCUCUUCUGCACCAUUUUCUACACCAGACUGGCUUGGCACCACAGGGAGCUGUCUACCCCUGCACAAUGACAUUCCAACCACACCAGCCAGGAAGUUCCAGCAAACUGCUGAUUGUUUCAAGCUGAACCAUGGUCCAUUGGCACUGUCAGUGAUAGUAAGCCAUUUCCGGGGAGGAGGAAACUUCUCUCCACAAACUGCUUGGGCCUGUGCAAAUGGCACUUCAGAGGAGUCCCGUGCACGUGGAGUGCACGAGCCAAUGGAAUAUGCAAAGAUGCUUCAACAUUUCAGGGCUGGUUUCUCUGUUCAUAUCCGAUUCUGGUGCUUAGGAACAGGGACCCAUGCUGAUGCCCAAGCGCAGAAAGCCCCCUCCUUUAAAGGGAGCAGGCCUGACCCUGAUGCCCAGUAAGGGGCAACCCCAGGCUUUGUUUUUCUUGCUUUUGUUCCCUUUUUGUUGUUGUUGGCCUUGUGCUGGGUUUGUUUACAAAGAUGUAUUUUGUUUAACCAAAUAUUAAAAAUGGAAAAUUCCAUACAUGAA
This is a messenger RNA of Chinchilla lanigera (long-tailed chinchilla), 3244 nucleotides long. It is a transcript of the gene Josd1, whose product is annotated as Josephin domain containing 1. The transcript is spliced from 4 exons. Gene Ontology annotation, biological process: protein deubiquitination. NCBI's taxonomy places the organism in Eukaryota, Metazoa, Chordata, Mammalia, Rodentia, Chinchillidae. The record is from RefSeq and is a predicted model, not a curated record. The coding region runs from base 660 to 1268 and encodes 202 amino acids. Gene Ontology annotation, molecular function: cysteine-type deubiquitinase activity.